UUUCCCCCAACUCGUUGCGCGUGCGCAGUGCAGGUGGACUCUGAAGUCUGGGAGACUCCCGCGUCGCCGUCCUGACGCCCCCCUUUUGCGCGGAGAGACGGCGUCACAGUUGUAAUACUGGAGUCUGGAGGGAGGAGGAGGAGGAGGACAGCCGCUCCUCAGCUGGAAGGAGAGCUGGAGGUCUCGGUGGGGGCGGACAUAGCGCCGAGGUAACUUCACAUUCAGAAGAGUCCGGUUCCCUUCGUCCCCGGAUGGCUACCACGGGCCAGGAUCUCGAUGGUCCGACCCUGCUCCUCGUAUAAAGCCGGCGCAGGGCUCUCUCAGCAGCCAUGACCACCUCCCAUGUGAAUGGUCAUGUAACAGAAGACUCGGAUAGCGAGAAGCAAAGUGCAGAUCUUUCUCCAGACGAGCCGCAGAGACACAGAGAAAUGGCAGUGGACUGCCCGCCGGACCUGGGCACGAGGGCCAUGCCCAUACGAAGGAGCGCUCAGCUGGAACGGAUCCGGCAGCAGCAGGAGGAUAUGAGGCGUCGACGGGAAGAGGAGGGCAAGAAACAGGAUCUGGACGUCAAUUCCUCCAUGAGACUGAAGAAGUUGGCGCAGACCUUUCCUAAAACUGGAAUUGAUAACCCAAUUUUUGAUACGGAUGAAGGACCGGUUCUGGAAAGUCCCAGCCGAGCUGUAAAAGUAUUAGACUUGGAAGAUUUAUUGAGUUCCUUGAAGGACAUCCAGCACACCCUGGUAGACUCUCAGAGCCAGGAGGACCUCGGUGUACUCCUCCAUCUAGUGCAAAAUGUAGACUUUCAGAAUGCAUUCAGAAUCCACAAUGCUGUAGCUGUGCACAUGAACAAAGCCAGCCCACCAUACCCCCUCACCCCUAAUGGGCAGGAGCUGGUCCAGGAGGUGCAGCACGUACUGAAAGCAAGUCAUCACAAAGAAAGCCAAGAACUUACCGAUCUUCUGAACACGCCCAACAUUCAGGCUCUCUUCUUGGCUCAUGACAAGGUGGCGGAGCAGGAAAUGAUGCCCGAAUCUGUUUCUGAAGACCACUUUCAUGAAAACAUUGCCCAGUACGGUGAUGAAACAGUUAAAAUAGUAAGAAUAGAGAAGGCAAGAGAUAUCCCACUGGGUGCCACGGUGAGAAAUGAACUGGACUCUGUAAUCAUCAGCCGCAUCGUGAAGGGGGGCGCAGCAGAGAAGAGCGGCUUACUGCACGAAGGAGAUGAAAUCCUGGAAAUAAAUGGCAUCGAGAUCCGGGGGAAAGAUGUCAAUGAUGUCUUUGAGCUGCUUGCUGAAAUGCAUGGGGCGCUCACUUUUGUACUUAUCCCUAGUCAGCAGACCAGACCACCGCCGGCCAGGGAGACUGUGGUACAUGUCAAAGCGCACUUUGAUUAUGACCCCACAGAUGACCCUUAUGUCCCGUGUAGAGAACUGGGCCUUUCCUUCCAGAAGGGAGACAUCCUUCAUAUCAUCAGCCAAGAUGACCCCAACUGGUGGCAGGCGUAUAGAGACGGCGAUGAAGAUAAUCAGCCUCUUGCAGGCCUUGUGCCAGGAAAAAGUUUUCAGCAGCAACGGGAGGCAAUGAAGCAGACAAUAGAAGAGGAUAAGGAGCCGGAAAAGUCAGGCAAAUUGUGGUGUGCGAAGAAAAACAAGAAAAAGAGGAAAAAAAUCUUAUAUAAUGCCAAUAAAAAUGAUGAUUACGAUAAUGAAGAGAUCCUGACCUACGAAGAAAUGUCUCUCUACCACCAACCGGCAAACAGGAAGCGGCCUAUAGUACUAAUAGGGCCACAGAACUGCGGGCAGAACGAGCUGCGGCUGCGCCUAAUGAACAGCGAGGCUGAUAGAUUUGCUGCCGCCGUGCCUCAUACGACUCGGAAUAGGCGAGACAAUGAAGUGGCGGGCCGAGAUUAUCACUUUGUCUCCAGACAGACGUUUGAAGCAGACAUUGCUUCUGGCAAGUUCAUUGAAUACGGGGAGCACGAGAAGAACCUCUACGGCACCGGCGUGGACUCCGUGCGACAAGUCAUUAAUUCUGGCAAGAUUUGCCUUUUAACGCUGCACACGCAGGCUCUUAAAACGCUGCGCAACUCGGAUUUAAAGCCGUACAUUAUAUUCAUCGCUCCACCUUCUCAAGAGAGGCUGCGUGCACUGCUGGCAAAAGAAGGUAGAAAUCCAAAGCCUGAGGAGCUCCGAGACAUCAUAGAGAAAGCCAGAGAAAUGGAGCAAAACAACGGGCACUACUUUGACAUGGCCAUAGUGAACACUGACCUGGACAAGGCCUAUCAGGAACUCCUCCGACUAAUCAACAAGCUGGACACGGAGCCUCAGUGGGUCCCUUCCUCCUGGUUGCGGUGAACGGAGGCGCACGGCAACCAGCCCCCCGGACAGUCACGGUUGGAGAACCAGUUUAGUUCCGUUUUUUGCAACGUAUGUUUGAGUUAUUCUAGAAGAGGGCCAGAAGAUGUGGCCCAAUGUAGAAGCGCCCAUUCAGGUUUAGUCUAGACCGAGCAAAACCGCGCCAGCGGUCCAUGCCAGGGUAAUGCGGGACAGUGCUUGAUGUCAGCGUGGAGCACAGCCUUGUAGGCCUGACCCCUCCCGGGAAAGGAGGACAUGUUUACAGACCCUCAUUAACCUUCUUGUGGUAGAGAGUGAUGGAGUUAACCUUUUAAUUGACCAGGAAUCUUUUCCGUUCUCGCCAUUAGGCAGCCGUCGGCGGUGGCUCCUGUAAUGCGUGGCACUUAUAUGUAUAAAGGAUGCUCGAGAGAGAGAGAAGAAUCACUGGGAAAGUCUCCUACGUAACUGGAUGUACAGAUAAGAGAUUGUGUUUUAGCAAUAUACUUUCAUACACCCUUCCCUUCCCCCCCCCAGCACACAUCACACACCGGAGGGCGCUGGUUUUUUUAACCAAGAGAAGUUAGUUUUUAACGGUCAAGGACUUUGCCACAUUCCAUUUUAUAGUCGCACCCGAUGCCAGCAGCGAUUCCUGUUUCACAAGUUGCAAUGAAUGUAAAGCUGUUCGUUUCUCUAAAUAAACUUGGGCUACAGUUUCACCAGUGACCUCCUCCUUCCAUGUUGUCCUCUCCUCCAGAAGGCGUCCAUCCGUUCAGUAGCCUCUGGACCGCAUGUCCUCCACAUCCGGCCUGAGCUACGCCAUACUUCACCCAUACUUAUCCAAUUAUUAUUUUUUUAGGUUUUGCGUUGGCCGUACAUACCAAACCUCUUGAAGAAUUUGGGUUUCGCGUUUGCUCCACUUUUUUUAUUUGAUUUUUUUCAUAUUCUAGUUCCUAUGAUUGGGAUGUCCACCUCCGAGCGUAAAUCCUGAGCGGAUCACUGGAGCUUGACUUUUUAACAACGACGAGUUCUCCUCUACAGCGUUGGCAGCUUUGAGGGCAUGACUCCAGCUUAGACGUUCUCUGAUAGGAGCCUAAGGUAGUCUGAGCAGUUCAUACCAAGCCGUGUUCCAUGCUUUACACUCCAGCUCUGCUUAGAUGAUCAGAUUCUCUUUGGAGAACUGAUCAUCAGGGAGGGGGGAGUCGUAGAGAUAUGUGUUUAUUCACCUGGGGGUCCGACCUCCUGGGAAGGGGCCCUCAGGAUUUAGCAGGACAAUGGCCCACCCCAUUCGCUUGAAAGGAGCCCUGCUGUGCGGGGAAAAACGGUUAUGGGGCUGCAGUGCUGAUCAUGAUCAUAAAGUGGCAUCACCUCAUAAGAUAGGACUGCCGUGUUAAUUAUGAAUGGUAGAUGUUAAAGGGGAUGUGCCAUCCCAGUUGGGUGGGCUUAAGGACACAGCCAAGCUGACCGACGCUCCGCUGUUUCCGUGGCUCCCCUUUUAAAGGACGGAAGCAGCGUAGCUUGUGCCGAUACUCUAUUUGCAUAGCUGCCAUCCACGACGAUAGGAGUUACGGAAAUGGUGGAUCACUGGGCCUCUCAGCAGUUUCCGUGAGCCUAUGGAAACGGCGAGAUAGGACAACCCCUUUAAGGCAUUUACUGAAUAUGGUGUCCAGUUCAUGGACUAUUAGGCUCCCAGAACCAGAGAAUUCUUGUGAUUUUUGGAAAAAUGAUCAUUGAGUUAUACUUCUGGUCACCAAUCCGAAUGACGGGUGUAACGCUCGGCGUCAGCCAGUCUUAACAGUCUUAAAGGGGACAAUACAUUGCUGUUAUCAUGUAGGUGAUGAGGAUUAAAGGGGUCAUAUGACAUGAAAUGUCUGCUUUCUUCUGGAUUCUUGCUUCAGACCUGUGCAUUUAAACAGGUAUGAAGAGCUGCAGUACCAGACAUGCCCAUGGACAAAAGUGGCGCUGUUUAUAUGUGGGGGAGGGACCUUUCUUCCGUCAAUACAUUUACUAAUGGGAUCUGAUGAAUGGAUGGACGCCGACGGACUGUAUGUAUUAUAAAUUGUUCAGUAUUAAACUAAUUGGUCGUUAUGUAAAUGGAUUUAGAUAGGUCGUUAAUAUCAGAUCGGUGGGGGGGCUGACGCCCUACACCCCCACCCAUCUGCUGUUUUCGGCAGAUGGCAGAAAUGAUGCCGUGGACAGAAAGCUCCAUCCACUGGGAGCUGCGCUGCAGUACCUCUGUAUGGCCACUACACAGUGGAUGGCGCCUUAAGCCUCUGGCUCUGGCCACUGUAUAGUUGCCGGAACAGCACAUUGGGGGGCGUGCAGUGAGUCUCCCCCCUACCGAUCUGAUAUCAGGCCAUCAGUAUCUAAGUCCUGGAAGUCCCCUUUAACUGUACAAAUAUACAUAUAAUAGCUAGUUAUAAGGGGAGGACUGUGGAGAAGAUUUGGACUCUACUGUAUAUGUUUGCGCUACUGUAGGAUACGUUGAUAGACUUAGGUAGGCACAGAUUAUAAUGAAGGAUAUGUGUGCACGUGUAUAUGGAGGUCAUCACUUAUCUUAUUAUUUAGGGGAGGGGGUGGCUUGGACUGCUUGAUUACUUGAAUACAUAACAUUACAAGGUUGCAUUCACUAUUCUGCAGAGCUGAAAUCUCCCAGGAUUCUUGCUGGAGCAGUUUUUGUACAGAGCAAUGUCUGGUCAUUUGCAGUCUAUACCCCGGGCACUGUACAAUAGGAGCUCGGCGCAAGCUCAUAGAUUGCUUCUAAUUAACCAGCUGAACUGUGAAUGCAGCUCUGGAGCAUAAUUCGGACUGUAAAUCAGGAUCAGAACAAAGAACACUAGAAUUACUCUGCUUAGACCAGUUAAAUGUGUGCAUUCUAAAAUGGCAUUUAGUGGUGAGCAUUUAAAGGAGU
Bufo bufo (common toad) is the source of this 5241-nucleotide messenger RNA. RefSeq names its product protein associated with LIN7 1, MAGUK family member (gene PALS1). The record is from RefSeq and is a predicted model, not a curated record. The transcript has 14 exons. Gene Ontology annotation, molecular function: protein binding. Gene Ontology annotation, biological process: establishment or maintenance of polarity of embryonic epithelium; generation of neurons; protein localization to plasma membrane. NCBI's taxonomy places the organism in Eukaryota, Metazoa, Chordata, Amphibia, Anura, Bufonidae. Gene Ontology annotation, cellular component: adherens junction; plasma membrane. Bases 330 to 2354 code for a protein of 674 amino acids.